Molecule: messenger RNA, 1469 nt
Organism: Rhincodon typus (whale shark)
Lineage: Eukaryota; Metazoa; Chordata; Chondrichthyes; Orectolobiformes; Rhincodontidae
Product: zinc finger protein 418-like
Exons: 1
Coding region: 114-1316 (400 amino acids)
Biological process (GO): regulation of transcription by RNA polymerase II
Cellular component (GO): nucleus
Molecular function (GO): RNA polymerase II cis-regulatory region sequence-specific DNA binding; DNA-binding transcription activator activity, RNA polymerase II-specific
Source: RefSeq, a predicted model, not a curated record
CAGGGCAUUAGAAGAGGAAGAGUUCCAGUGGGGAGACUUGAAAUCAAACAUCACUUCAGGAUCUGACGGAGUCGCCCAGUUUAUUGUAACCCGAAUGUCAUUUGAUUUUGAACAUGGAACGAAACAGCACCAUUCACAGUGGGGAGAAACUGUACACGUGUUGUAUGUGUGGACAAGGCUUCAGCAGAUCACCUGCCCUGUCACAGCAUAAAUACAGGCACACUAGGGAGAGGCCAUUCGUCUGUUCUGAGUGUGGAUUCACGCAAUCAUCUACCCUGCUGAAACCCCAGCCAGUUCACACAGAGGACAGACCGUUUAAAUGCUCAGACUGUGGGAAGUGCUAUAAAAGCUGUGGUGCCCUAAAGCUGCAUCAACGUGUUCACACUGGCGAGAGACCCUUCAGUUGCUCUCAUUGCGGGUCUGGAUUCAAGCAAUCAUCUGACCUCAUUGAACACCAGCGGAUUCACACUGGGGAGAGACCAUUCACCUGCUCAGAAUGUGGGAAGACAUUUGCUCGGAAAUCCACCCUACUGAAACACCACCAAGUUCACACAAGGAAGAGACCUUAUAAAUGCCCAGACUGUGGGACAUGCUAUAAAAGAUCUGGGGACCUGAUGUUACAUCAACGUGUUCACACUGACGAGAGACCAUUCGGGUGCUCCCACUGUGGGGCUAGGUUCAGGCGGUCAUUCCAACUCACUGUACACCAGCGAACGCACACCGGGGAGAGGCCAUACACCUGCACUGAGUGUGGGAAGGGAUUCGCUCAGAAAUCCAGCCUGCUGAGUCAUCAGCGAAUUCACACGGAGGACAGACCUUUUAAAUGCCCAGACUGUGGGAACUGCUACAAAAGUUCUGGGGUUCUGAUGUCCCACCAACGUGUUCACACUGACGAGAGACCAUUCAGGUGCUCCUACUGUGGGACUGGAUUCAGGCAAUCAUUCCAACUCACUGUACACCAGCGAACACACACUGGGGAGAGGCCAUACACCUGCACUGAGUGUGGGAAGGGAUUCACUCAGAAAUCCAACCUGCUGCGUCACCAGCAACUUCACACAGAUGAGAGACCCUUUCAAUGCCCAGACUGUGAAAAGUGCUUUAAAAGAUCUGGGGACCUGAUGUUGCAUCAACGUAUUCAUAGUGAUGAGAGACCGUUCAGCUGCUCUCACUGUGGGGCUGGGUUCAAGUGGUCAACCCAACUCGCUGUACAUCAGCGAUCUCACACUGGGGAGAGACCGUACACCUGCACUGGUUGUGGGAAGGGCUUCACUCUGAAAUCCAGCCUGUUGAAACACCAGCGAGUUCAUGAGCAUUGACAGUGACUGAUAUGUUCACAGUAAAAAACAAUCCCUGCUUUGUAGUGUCCCUCCCUCUCUGCAAGAAGGUCUGGAUGACAAUGAAACCAAACCACUUCUUAAAAUCUCUAAUGUAUCUUAGUGCUCUUUAAAGUGAUCUAUUUUUUGAUUGCA